This is a messenger RNA of Triticum dicoccoides, 2843 nucleotides long. RefSeq names its product myosin-binding protein 3-like. NCBI's taxonomy places the organism in Eukaryota, Viridiplantae, Streptophyta, Magnoliopsida, Poales, Poaceae. The record is from RefSeq and is a predicted model, not a curated record. The transcript has 3 exons. Gene Ontology annotation, molecular function: myosin binding. Bases 410 to 2389 code for a protein of 659 amino acids.
UUUAUUUCGAAGAGAAAAGAUCAUCAUCAGCACUCACCUGUCGCCUCUUCUUCUUGUUGUUUAUUUCGUCUAAUCUCGUGUACAUUUCCAACCUGCCAUGACAGGUUCCGGGGGUAGAGUUCAUCCCUCUCGCUGUCCCAUUGACUGGAAUUAUUGAUACACGUAGAAAUCUCUCUCAGCCUUCAAUUCUUUCUUUGUUUAUUGGACGGUUUCUUGGUAGUUGGCGAGUAGUGCUCCAGCUCCAUCCAGGGGCCAGGAACGUGGGUCUGGAGGAGAUCUGAGCUUCCUUCUCCGUGAAGAAGGAAAUUUGCUCAAGUCCACCAAAGAUUUCAUCGACGAUCACUUCCACAGAUGAGAUGAAGGUAUGUAUUGACAGCUCGGUCCUUCCAUCCCGAGCGAAGAUCGAUCAAUGGCUACUGCUAGUAGUACGGCCUGGGGAUCUCACCGGCAGCAGUUCUCCGCCCUGCUAUCCUCGGCGGUCCUGGAAUGGGUGCUGAUCCUGCUCAUGCUGCUGGAGGGCCUGCUGUCCCGCCUGGCCACGGCGUUCGCGCGCCUCUGCAAGCUCCCGCCGCCCUGCCCGGCGUGCGCGCGGCUCGACGCCGUCCUCGGCGGGGCGCGCCCGCGCUCCUCCUACCGCGACCUCCUCUGCAGCUCCCACAGGGCGGAGGCGUCGUCGUCCUGGGCGUUCUGCCAUGACGGUGGCAUGGGCAUUGGGGACGUUUUGGGAGAUCGGCGCGUCGUUGACGACGAGAUCGAUCGUGUCGGGUACAGUGAGCUGAGGGCCUCCGACUCCGAGUCGGAGCUUAGAAGAAGGUCGCCGGAGGACGCCGCCGCCAUCCGUAGGCUGAAGGAGGAGCUUACUCUGGGCCAGGCGCAGACAAAGGUUGCAGAUAGCCUUCCUCUCAAGAUUCAGAAUGGUGGCCCGGAUAUUACACACUCUGAAGAUUCAAGGGAGCCGGGCAGCAUCGAGGCCGACAUUCAGUCAACUGAUCUUGCCACAAAUGAUGAAGAACCUCAUACCAAGGUUGCAGAUGGCUUUCUCCAAUCCGGGUUAACGCAAGUUCAGAGUGGCAGAUUACACUCUAAAGAUUCACACAACAUUCAGACAAGUGAUCUUCCAACAAAAGAUGAAGAACCUCGUACAGAUACACAAGAUCAUAAACCAGAAGAAGAAGAUGAGUGGCACAACGCUGAUGAUGGCGAGCCAUUUGAAACCAAAGCUGCAGCAGAUGAGCCGGAGCCUGAAUUUGCCGACAGAGCCACCACACGGCAGGAUUCCUUGAGAGUCCACCAGCACCUGAAGCUGCUGCUCUCGCAGCUCUCCGCUUCUUCGUCUUCUUUCCGGACGCCCGACAGCCCGAGCGUGCAGGAGCAGCAGCACGAGCAGGCCGUGCUGCGCAACAUCACCAGGGCGCUCUCCCUGCAGCGGAACUACUCGGGCGUCUCCGACGGCAGCGUGGUCGACACUGAAGCUGAGGAGUGCGGCACGGUUGAUGAGCUGAGGCGGCGGGUGGAGCUGGACCGCAGGUCCAUGGCGCUCCUGUGGAAGGAGCUGGAGGAGGAGCGCAGCGCGUCGGCCGUGGCGACCAGCCAGGCCAUGGCCAUGAUCACCAGGCUGCAGGAGGAGAAGGCGGCGAUGCGGACCGAGGCGGCGCAGUACCGCAGGGUCAUGGAGGAGCAGAGCGCGUACGAUCGGGAUGAAGCUGAGCGGCUGGCCGGCGUCGUGCGGGAGCUCGAGGCCGAGGUCGAGGGAUACAAGGCCAGGCUCAGGGACCACGAGAUCGUCGGCGAGAUCCGCGACCAUAUGCGGCUCCUUCCGUGCCAGACAGACGGCGAGACCGGCGGCGUACCCGUCUCCGGACCGGCCGGAGAGGAAUUCUCCGGCGACUCCGAGGACGACGAGAACGCGCGCGCCUGGAAGCAGCUGAGGGGGCUGACGGACAGGCUCCACCGGCUCUCGAACAACAGCAGCGGGAUUGUCCAAGAACCGGAGCCCACGGACGUCGAAGAAGAAGAAGAAGACGGCGACGGCGGCAAGGAGGAGGACACGACGGAACCUUCGGUGGUGGGGAGGCGCGUGAGGAACGGCGACAACUUCACGAAAUGGCAGCAUCUUCAGUCCAUCGAGACGACGAGCAAGGGCUCGACUCACGGCCACGGCCACCACGGACACGACGGUGGCGGCGAGGGUGACGACACGGCAGCACUGGAGGAGGAGAUCGGGGAGCUCAGCCGGCGGCUGCAGGCGCUGGAAGCGGACCGGAGCUUCCUGGAGCACAGCGUGAACUCGCUGAGGAACGGGAGGGACGGCGAGGCCGUGAUCCACGACAUCGCUCGCAGCCUCAGAGAGCUCCGGAAGACACUCGGAGAGGAUGCCAUUGCUAGCUGAAAGCUUCGCUGGCCGGGGUUGCUCAUGAGCAUGCACAUACAGAGGUGAUUAAUUCUUCAACCUCUGAACUGAUGAAAAUGGUUCGUGAUCAAUCUGCUGGAAGUUCAUCUGAACUUUUUAUAUGAACUCCACCUCCGAUCGAUCCAGUGAUCAUCACCGCUGCUAAUCUCACUUUUGAUCCUUGUGAUUUGAUCGGUUGGAGUUCGAGCUGAUCGAAUGUUGUGCAUGAUGUAGGUUGUAAAUAGUGAUGAGGCUGCUCGAUUGUACAAUAAGCAUGUGUGCAUAUGGUGCUGGAUGGUUUGCAAGUGGACCAGGAUUUUUUGCGUGGAGUGGUUGUUCUGCAAUGCAUUGCAGAAUCAGGGUGUCACUGAAUUCGCCCCCGUUUCAUGUACAAAAUUUUAUCUUGACGGGUUUGAAAUAUUAUGAAAUUUUGAGAGGAUGUAAGUGUGUUUCA